This is a messenger RNA of Exserohilum turcica Et28A, 1725 nucleotides long. RefSeq lists its product as uncharacterized. The transcript has 3 exons. The coding region runs from base 1 to 1725 and encodes 574 amino acids. Lineage: Eukaryota; Fungi; Ascomycota; Dothideomycetes; Pleosporales; Pleosporaceae. The record is from RefSeq and is a predicted model, not a curated record.
AUGACCCGCCGCCAUGGACCCCCCAUCGCACAAGAGAGUUUCCAAAGCAUGCGACGCCUGCAAACGCAGAAAGGUGCGUUGCAACGGCCAGCCCCGCUGCCAGCAAUGCGCCCACUUGGGGCUGCCAAACAGAGGUCCCAGGGCAAGAGAGGCCAUAUCAUUUCGGAAUUCAGGAAGCAGACGUCCAGCUUGCCCGCCAUAUCCCCGCCGAUACUGCCGGCCCAUGCAGGCCAGGCCGACUACCAUGCGCCAUUCAGUCCCCUUUCGCCCACGGCCAGCCUCAGCCACGCCGAAUCUACCUCUCCCGCAUCCUAUCUUACCCCACAGUACACCAAGGCCUUCUUUCUUGACCUCAUACCCGACUAUGUCGAGGGCGUGUAUCCAGUGCAUCCCGUCAUCACUGCCUAUGAGCUCCGCCAGUACAUUGAUGUCAUGGACACUGACCCUGAUGUGCGCUCUUUCAUCUACUCGUUUGGCGGCUGCACCCUCAAUCUCACCCGCUACGGCGACCGCAGGACAGCACAAGUGGUCCAGACGAUUGAAAGACUCAUGGACUGUUCCAUCGACACAAUGAGACGAGCUCACAAGCAUCUACAAGUCUCGGUCAUGCGGGCAGUGCAGUCCAUGUUCAUUCACAACUGCCUCAUGAGUCUCCAGCGCAGUGACGCCGCCUUCUUCUACAUGCGGGACGCCAUUACCAUCAUCCAGCUCCUCAGGAUAGACAAACCGGAGAACGUAGCACAACUCUCACCCCCUGAGCGGUCCCGGAGACAGCGGCUGUACUGGCAAGCAUUCAUCCAUGAGCGUUUCCUAGCCAUUCUGGACUAUCGUCGCGCAGUCCUGCCGCCGCUGUACACGAUGCCCGAAGACGAUGCCACGCUGUCGAUCCAGGUGCACGAAGGCUUCAACCAGAUCAUCAAGCUAUUUCGACUACUAGAUACAGAAUUUCUCAACAGUUGGCUCGAUUCGCAACGUGGGACCGUCACCAGCACUUGGGUCGAGGCCAAGUCGCGCGAGCUCGAGGGGGACCCAGAAACGGACGCGCGGGAACUCGCCAUGCUUUCCAUGAUGCAGCGUGCCGAUCUCUGCAUAACGCGCGAGUGGCUGCGCACCCUAGUCUGGCGCCUUGCCAUGAGCCAAACCCUGCUUUCAUCCCGCUCGUCCAAAGAAUGCCUCUCGCUUCUCUUCCCCGUGCGCCUCUCUCAAACACUCCGCCAACAAGUCUCGAGCAUGUCGCGCCAAGACAUUGAAGUCCACGGCACCAGCAUCACACAGAAGCUCUUUGAGAUUACCGACACAAUCGCCGACGUGCUGAUCCACGUUCCCGCUGCCACGCUUGACGAAACCGCCCUCCGGAUUGACGACUUCCUCUUUAUCCUCGACUUUGUCCUGCUGAUCCCGCAUCUCGAUCACACGCGUCGCGGCAUUUUGCUGGAGAAGCUAGAGCGCCUACAAACCAUGUUCCCCGAGGCUCUCAGCAAUGCUAGCUCGCCCAACCUCCAGCCCGACUUGCAGAGCCCUAGCGCUGCAAACGACCCUUGGUACCAGGUCACGCAGUCCAAGACGGCAGCGGGGCUGGAAGACAUGGCAGACGAGGUAGGCCAGGCGCAGGCGCCAACGGGUGACGAGGUACCGAGAUCGGAGGUCAGAAACGGGCUCUUGGCUACAUGGAAUACCAUUUCACGGCGCUUGUCUAUGCAGGUAGCUACCUUUGGUGUUGUCUAG